Messenger RNA from Gongylonema pulchrum, 459 nucleotides. The record is from the annotation of a GenBank genome assembly. Lineage: Eukaryota; Metazoa; Nematoda; Chromadorea; Rhabditida; Gongylonematidae.
AUGCAAGAAGCAGUAGCAGCAGCAGCAUUUGGCUAUUCGUCUGAGGAGUUCUUCCCGUUUUGGCAUGUGAAAUCGAAUGAUGCAGAUGACGUGGAAACGGCGCAAUCGUCGCAUCAGUUAACGGAAGAUAAGAAGGAUGUGGCUCUGGAGACUGAACUGGAAACAAGAACACCAUCUUCUUCCCUUAUCGGUUUGAAUUUUCACAUACAUCCCUCUCCCGGUCCCCCCGUACACCGGUCAUUAUUCAUUUUACCACCACCACCACCAGCAACAAGAGCAGGAGCAAUUUCACUAGCACAAAUCCAUAAAUCAACGUCGCCUGUUCAACAACAUCGGCACAGACUUUUUUGCUUACUCCCAAAAGCAAAACUUCAUCAUUGUCUUCUCUGCACCAAAAAAAAACAUCACAUCCAUUCCGUAUUUUUCUUCAAACGGUUAGGUGCAGUUUCGUGUCAGUGA